CUUUCAUGUUACUAUAAGAAUAACCUGACUUUUCUUCAGACCUCUAGACGUUUAUGAACAAAGAGAAGGGGGAUACAAAAGCUGUGUAUUUUCCCAAGGGAUUAUUGAGUUUCCAGAAUUCUGAAAUCUUUAAUACAUUAUAUACUGUAAGCUGCUGCUGCUGCUGCUGCUUCUUCUUUGUAGUUUUUGUUCCUGAAAUGGGUGAAAAGUGCAAAUCCCGUUUCUUGUCCCUGGAAGUGGUACUCAUUGUCCUCUUCACGCUAAUGACAAUAAUUGCUUUGAUUCUUCUAGUUCCUCUCUUUGCCCCUAAAAAAAACAAGACUACACACAAAAAAGCUGCUGUUUCUAAAAACUACCACAUCGGUGUUGGUCGAGCUGACUGCACUGGACCAGUUGCAGAAGUCCCUUUGAUGGGCUAUGCCAAUCCAGACCAGCUGGCAGGUGGAAUUCUCUCUCGUCUAUAUAGUCGAGCUUUCAUUGUGGCAGAGCCUGAUGAUUCCAAAAGAGUGGUAUUUGUUAGUGCUGACAUAGGCAUGGUGUCUCAAAGACUUAGGCUGGAGGUAAUCAAGCAAUUGAAGAGUAAAUAUGGGGAGCUAUACAGACAAGACAAUGUUAUACUGAGUGGCACUCACACCCAUUCAGGACCUGCAGGCUAUUUCCAAUAUACUCUCUUUUUGCUAAUUGGCAAGGGGCUUAUCAAACCAUCCCUUAACGCUCUUGUAAAUGGGAUUGUAAAGAGCAUUGAUAUAGCACACGAGAAUAUGAAAGAAGGAAGACUUUUUAUCAAUAAAGGUUUGGUAGAAAAUAGCCAAAUCAACAGAAGUCCUUACUCUUAUCUUCAGAAUCCAGAGUCUGAAAGAAACAGGUAUUCAUCAAACACAGACAAAGAAAUGGUGGUACUGAAGAUGGUAGAUGUAAAUGGACAGGAGCUAGGCCUUCUCAGCUGGUUUGCAAUUCAUCCGGUCAGUUUGAACAACACAAACCUUCUCAUAAGUAGUGACAACGUGGGCUAUGCAUCUUACCUAUUUGAACAAGAGAAGAACAAAGGACUGCUUCCUGGAGAGGGAUCCUUUGUAGCAGCCUUUGCAUCAUCCAAUCUGGGAGAUGUAUCACCCAAUAUCAAAGGCCCACACUGCAUAAACACAGGAGAAUCAUGUGAUAACCCCCACAGUUCCUGUCCAGUAGGUGGGGCUAAAAUGUGCAUGGCUGCAGGUCCUGGCAGUGAUAUGAUUAACAGUUCAAAAAUUAUAGGACAAAAUCUCUAUUUGAAGGCAAAGGAGCUGUAUACUUCAGCUUCCCAGGAGGUAACAGGACCUCUCCAUUCAGCUCACCAGUGGGUGAACAUGAGUGAUGUCACUGUCCAGCUCAAUACCACCCAUACAGGUAAAACAUGUAAACCAGCCUUGGGCUACAGCUUUGCAGCAGGUACUACUGAUGGAGUGGGAUUCUGUGAUUUCACACAAGGUUCACUAGAAGGGCAGCCAUUCUGGGAAACUGUUCGUAACCUGCUGUUUGGAGAGCCAUCCAAUGAAACAAAAGAGUGCCACAAACCUAAGCCAAUCCUUUUAAAUACUGGAGAGAUUUCAUUCCCUUAUGCAUGGCACCCUGAAAUAGUUGAUGUUCAGCUUUUUACCAUUGGGUCCCUCACAAUAGUUGCUUUUCCAGGAGAGCUGACGACAAUGUCUGGACGGAGACUACGGGAAGCUAUUAAAAGUGAAUUUGAAUCCCACGGGACCCAGGGAAUGAAUGUCGUAAUUGCAGGCUUGUGCAAUGUUUAUACCCAUUACAUUACUACUUAUGAAGAAUACCAGGUUCAACGAUAUGAGGCAGCAUCCACCAUUUAUGGGCCACACACUCUCUCUGCUUAUAUUCAGUUGUUCAGGGGACUGGCCAAGGCUAUUGCUACGAAUACAGUUCAGGAUUUGCCAAGUGGUCCAGAACCACCAUUCAUCAACGUAACCAACAUAACUUUGUUACCUGUUGUUCUUGCUGAUGUUGCACCAGUCAGUAAAACAUUUGGGGACGUGUUACAGGAAGUACAACCACAGUACAGAGUGGGAGAAGUCGCUGAAGCAACUUUUGUAGGUGCAAACCCCAGGAAUUCUGCUGAGACCACUACUCACAAAACCUUCCUUACAGUCGAGAAGUAUGAGAACAUUUCAGGAAAUUGGCAUGUAAUGUAUAAUGAUGCCUCCUGGGAUACCAGAUUUUACUGGACCAAAGGAUUUCUUGGUCGCAGCCAGGCCAGAGUAGAAUGGCAUAUUCCAAGUUCUACUGAACCAGGGCUCUACAGAAUACAGUACUUUGGGCACUACAAGGUUCAACCAAUUCUGAAGCCAGCUCAGUUUUAUGCAUUCAAUGGCACAUCUUCAGCAUUUGAAGUUGUAAAAUUGUAGAUACUUUUUCAUUGGGGAAAAAAAAGUUGCUUAAUAGGAAUAGUGUAUAUGUUAUUGAUUUUAUACAAAUAUAUAAUUUGGAAUUGUUGUUAGAGCACCAAUAAUUCAAUGUAGUUCUUGUUCUUUGGAAUGAUUUGAUCUGUUUGAUCUUCAGUCUUCCUUGGCUGAUCUGAUGUGUUUCCAUUCUGGUUGCUCAUGUCCAGCCCUGUUGUUGCAGUGAACUCUCACUUGA
Molecule: messenger RNA, 2628 nt
Organism: Chelonoidis abingdonii (Abingdon island giant tortoise)
Lineage: Eukaryota; Metazoa; Chordata; Testudines; Testudinidae
Product: putative neutral ceramidase C
Biological process (GO): long-chain fatty acid biosynthetic process; sphingosine biosynthetic process; ceramide catabolic process
Cellular component (GO): extracellular region
Molecular function (GO): N-acylsphingosine amidohydrolase activity
Source: RefSeq, a predicted model, not a curated record